UUGGCAUAACACGUAAUCACGUGAGACGCGAGAGGUCACGAGAAUGGGGGAACAACGGAAGUGUGAAGAAUGAUGUAAACAAAUGGAAAACAGAUAGACGUUUCAAUGUUUAGCGGAUUUAAUCAAGGCGACAUAAUCAACUAGUAAAUUACUUACAUUCUGAUUAGAAUGCACAAAGAAUAUCUUAAGCGGAAGCGUUGUGCACGAUAACCUACAAAUAUUCAUUUACAAGCCCUAUAAGAUUUCGAUAACAGCAAGAAUGGCAGCAGAAUCCACUCUAAGUCCUCCAGCUCCUCUGGAUCUUGGAAGAAUGGAAAUGGAGGCCAAGGAAACUGCCAAGAAACACAUAGCAAAUUUGUUACAGCGACCAGAGCAGUUGGAAAGAGUCGAUCAAUACAAGAGAAGAAUUUCCCGCAAAAAGGCUUCUGUGGACACGAUGCUGAAAACCGCAGUGCAGUCCCAGCUUGAUGGAGUCAGAACUGGUUUAAACCAGUUACAGAGUGCUCUUCAGGAUGUAUAUGAAAUCAAACAGAGACUUGAUGAGGUAGAUGAGGCUUACAGGUCAAUCUCCCCUCUACACACAAAACUGAUGGAACUGAAAAAGGAGAACACUAGAUAUUGUCAGCUUGCAUCAGCCAUGGAGAAUCUCAAACACAUAUUUACUGCACCAGAAAUUGUCAGAAAAACCGAGGAACUGAUAAAUGAAGGAAAACUACUUCAAGCCCACAAACACUUAACAGACUUGGAACAGUCCAGAGAUGACCUGAUGUUUGAGCUUUAUAAACAACCUCAGCAGAGUCCCACUGAUAAUAAUACUUUGGAAAAAUAUUUCCGAGAUGUAAUCAAGUUAUCGGAGCAGCUGGGUAAACAGCUGUGGGUGAUUAUACAGAGGACUCUGAUGUCCGUGAGGAGGGAGCCCACUCUGAUCGUCACAGCUCUGAGAAUCAUUGAACGGGAAGAGAGAACUGAUGAAUUUUACAUCAAGCGUAAAGCCCAGACUGGAUUUAUUCCCCCUGGUCGUCCGAAGAAAUGGAGGGAAAAAUGUUUCAGUAUCUUGGAGGAGUCCAUAUCGUCGAGAAUUGAAGGUAAUCAAUUUGAAGACCGGAGCAACAACAAAAUGUGGCUGGUUCGCCACCUAGAGGUCACCAGACAACUCAUGUUGGAAGACCUUAAAGUGGUCAAGCAAAUGCUACCUCCUAUUUUCCCUCCAGAAUACAACAUUGUGAAGAAGUAUGUACGGAUGUACCACAAGGCGUUGUCCAGUCACUUUCAAGAAAUGAUUCUUCAAGGUUUGGAGGGGAAUGAAAUUGUGACUCUGCUACAGUGGGUCGGAAUAUAUAAUUCACCAGAACUUAUGAAACACCCAGCAUUGGACUUUGACACCAAAGAAUUUGGUCCACUGUUAGAGACGACGGCUGUGGAUGAACUACAAAAUCAAUACCUAAAGACCAUGAAGUUGAAUAUAAUGGAGUGGACCAAAAAUUCCUUGACUCAGGACCAAAAGGAUUGGUAUCGCGCUGAACAUCCUGAUGCAGAUGGCGACGGUUAUUACUCCACCUCUCUGCCAGUCAUCAUAUUUCAAAUGAUGGAGCAAAACCUGCAAGUUGCCCAAAUGAUUGGAGAGGAUAUGGUUAAGAAGGUGAUCGAGCUCUUCACCGAUGAACUAUCCCAUUAUGGCAAGGAGUAUAGAGGGGCCUUACAGAGCUUCAGAGAUCGGCAUCUACAGGAUAGAAGUGAACCAAAGUUUUAUCUCCAUUACAUAAUUGCCAACACAAAUAACUGUAUUGCCUUUGGUGACUACAUGAGUCAGCUGAGGAAGCGCUACCUUAAGGAGGAGUUGGACAAUAAGGAUGAGUAUAUCUACAUCAGAAAGGACCGCUUCCAGACUCUCACAGACGAAUUUAACAGAAUCGGCAACUUUGGUGCAAAUUGUGUCUUAGAGGAGGUGUUUAUUGACCUUAAAAACAGCAAGUGCUUUGAAGAGCUGAUGACCAAAACUUGGCAACAGAGCAGUCACCCGGUGGAGGUGAUAUGUGCCACGUGGAAUGACUACAGUGUGGACUUUAUCCACCUUAAACCUGUUUUCCACACAGCUUUGGUGGAGGAAGGUCAAAAGAGAGUUUUAAAAGAAUAUCUUAAAUCACUACUCUCUAAGAAACUCUCCUUCAAGACCUAUGAAGAGAGGAAGAGUGCAGCCGAGAAGAUUUGUAAGGAGGGUGACCAGAUGGGAGCUUUGUUUCACAAGUACACAAAUAAAAUUGAUCCAAUUCAAUUGCCAAUAACAGAAAACCUGUUUGCUGUACUGCCGAUGCUUGCUGAGGUUUUGCGCUUGAGAGAUUCCUCCAUGAUGUCUCUUGAACUAACGGGCUUGGUGACAAAGCACCCAGACAUGAAGGCGGAGCAGCUGGUAAAUCUUCUGAUGUGUCGCGGAGACUUGAGUCGCGCAGAUGCUCGACAGAUUGUCAGUGAUACCAUUGCUGAGGAGGAUCCACAAAAACCACGACCCACCGGGAUCUUUACAGACAUUCCUUGUUAGAUUAUAAACCAAUCAGGAAGGAGAAAAUCGGCACGGACAGCAGAAUUAACAAAUGUGUGGAUUAUAAACCAAUCAGGAAGGAGAAAAUCGGCAGGACAGCAGGCUUUAACAAAUGUGUGGAUUUGUUGGAAACACAUUGAAAUCUUUCAGUUAUGAUAAACUCUUUUGUUUUUGCUUCAUUAUAUUAUGGACUUGACAAUUGCGAUAGACUGCAAUUUUGUACACUUAAAUCUACAUGUACCUUGUGCAAUACAAAUAACGGCUAAUAAAUGUAUAAAGAUC
Ostrea edulis (European flat oyster) is the source of this 2818-nucleotide messenger RNA. RefSeq names its product exocyst complex component 3-like. The transcript is spliced from 25 exons. The record is from RefSeq and is a predicted model, not a curated record. Gene Ontology annotation, cellular component: exocyst. NCBI's taxonomy places the organism in Eukaryota, Metazoa, Mollusca, Bivalvia, Ostreida, Ostreidae. Gene Ontology annotation, biological process: exocyst localization; exocytosis. Gene Ontology annotation, molecular function: SNARE binding. The coding region runs from base 260 to 2536 and encodes 758 amino acids.